AUGAAGGGUCGAGCUGCGACGAACGAGUUAGCAGUGUGUGACGUGGCAGAGGAAACUGCAAAAACGAUUUUGCCACGUUGGCAGAGGAGCUCAUGGUGUUCUCAUGGCGAGCGGAACUGGAGAUAUGGAAAGGGUUGCAUGAACAGAACAUUACCGUUGUCAGAGUGGAGCAGCAUCAAGGUCACAAUCUUUGUGGCUUCACUGUUUGGAACGUGCAGAAAGUGCGGUGAUGUGUUAUGUGGAGGCUCGAGUCGCGACGUACGAGUGACAUUCCAGACGCCACUGCCAGAAGCUGCGUUGAUGGAGGUGUUCGGGGGGGAGACAGAUCUUGCAGUCGGAUGGAGAGCUUUCGUCGGAACCCCCCCGAGUCUUGCCGAGUUAGUGACCUUCAGCAUUCUUGACCUGCGGCGAGCUUCAGGUCACUGGAUCACCACCAAGCUAUGUGGCCUAACCAGUACGCUUGCUCGCUUUGCAAAAGCCUCCACCACACUAAGCUGGGCGGCGAUACAGGCGGCGAUGCAGUUCACCGUCCUCACAACAGCUUAG
Messenger RNA from Eimeria tenella, 546 nucleotides. RefSeq lists its product as uncharacterized. The record is from RefSeq and is a predicted model, not a curated record. The transcript is spliced from 3 exons. Lineage: Eukaryota; Apicomplexa; Conoidasida; Eucoccidiorida; Eimeriidae. Bases 1 to 546 code for a protein of 181 amino acids.